AUGAAUUUAGUUGAAGAAACAAAUUUUGCAAACCAAUUUUUGGGUUCACUUAGUUCUCGUGCCGUAAAGUAUCCACAAGAUUUUGCACCUCCUCCUCAAACAAGACCGCAACCUCCUGUUAGGACUGCCGCAUUCUCUAGUUUUAAAACUACUACCAAAUCUACCGUAUUUAGUACAUCAGAAAACGCUCAAGGAAAUGUAGGUACAGGUACAUUAAUUAAAUUAAAUAUUAAAUCAUUGAAAGGUGGAAAAACCUAUUCUACACAAUUAAAUGAUUCAGAGACUGUGUUGGGAUUAAAAGAGAAAUUGAGAUCACUUGCUUCAAUAUCACCCGAAAAUCAACGAUUAAUAUUUAAAGGGAAAGCAUUAGUUGAUAAUAAACCUCUUUCGGAAUAUGGAAUUAGUAAUGAUACGACAAUACAUUUAGUUCAAAAAUCUGGAACGAGGGAGGUUUCACAAAUUUCAAAAGAAUCAAAACUUUCAACUACAGGUAUUGAAAAGGUUAAAGAUCCCCAAUUUAUUGAUUCUUUAAGUAAAUUUUUUCAUGAACAAUUUUCGGAAGUGGAUGCGAAUUGUAUUUUAAAAGAUUUCACGAAUUUCUAUAAUGUUUAA
Messenger RNA from Diversispora eburnea, 612 nucleotides. The record is from the annotation of a GenBank genome assembly. Lineage: Eukaryota; Fungi; Glomeromycota; Glomeromycetes; Diversisporales; Diversisporaceae.